Quercus lobata is the source of this 3510-nucleotide messenger RNA. RefSeq names its product receptor-like protein EIX2. Lineage: Eukaryota; Viridiplantae; Streptophyta; Magnoliopsida; Fagales; Fagaceae. Bases 1 to 3510 code for a protein of 1169 amino acids. The record is from RefSeq and is a predicted model, not a curated record. Gene Ontology annotation, molecular function: protein binding. The transcript is spliced from 4 exons.
AUGGUUAAUUAUAAUCAAAGUGUUGCUGUAUUUCUUCUUUUGUCCUUGGGGAUGUUCAAACUGGGUUCAUGCUCUGAAAAUCAGAGUCAGACUAAUAAUGUGACAGUGAAAUGCAUUCAGAGUGAAAGAGAAGCACUUUUCAGCUUCAAGGCAGGCGUAAAUGAUACUCCAGGUAAGCUUUCUUCAUGGGUCGGUGAAGAUUGCUGCCAAUGGAAAGGCGUAGAGUGCGACAACGAAUCAGGUCAUGUUACGAAGCUCAAUCUUAGCAACCCAGCUGGACGCCACAGGCGCUUUGAUUAUUUCGAAAGAGGUCCAAAUUCUCCGUGUACAUGGUGCACGGACUCUUGUCCUAGGUCUCGGCGGAGGUCAUUGCUCGGAGAUGUUAAUUCAUCUUUUUCUAGGGAUGACAAAGCAUCUCUUUCAGGGGAGAUUACUCGUUAUCUCGGCAAUCUGUCGAGCCUGACGCAUCUUGACCUUGAAGGAAACUACAAUUUGUUUAUCAGAAACUUGGAUUGGGUCUCAAGUCUCUCUUCUUUAGAGUACCUGUAUAUGGGGGGAGUGAAGAUCAACCAUACCAAAGCAGAUUGGCUGCAGGCAAUUAACAUGCUUCCUUCCCUUCUGGAGUUAAGUUUAUAUUCAUGUGAGCUUAAACACCUUCCAUCUUCCCUUACUAUCCUUAAUUUCACCUCUCUUCAUGUCCUUGAUUUAUCAUACAACCCAUUUAACACCUCCAUAGAUUUAAUCUACAACCCAUUUAACACCUCCAUACCUCAAUGGCUGUUUAAUCUUACGAGCCUCACAAGUCUUGAUUUGACUUUUAGCAAUCAAGGAGGAAAAGUCCUUGAUUCAUUUGGGAGACUUGGAAGGUUGAAAUACCUCUAUCUUGGUGGUAACCAUUUUUAUGGUUCAAUUCCAGCUUCUAUUGGCAAUUUGUCAUCCUUGAAGGAGUUGGACCUCUCAUAUAAUGAGAUGAAUGGAACCAUUCCAGAAAGUUUUGGGCAACUCUCAAAGCUAGUCAAGUUGUAUCUCUUAGAAAAUUCUUGGAAAAGUGUCAUAACAGAAGCUCAAUUGAUGAGUCUUACAAGCUUAGAAGAGUUUUUGCUAACAACAAAUAAAAGUCAGUCUCUAGUUUUCAAUGUGACAGAGAACUGGGUUCCUCCAUUCAGCCUCAAAUAUCUUCAUCUAGAAAGUUGUCGCAUUAUUGACCCCAAAUUUCCUCAAUGGCUUCAAGUUCAAAGUGAGCUUACCUAUGUCAUCCUAAAAAACGUUGGAAUCAAAGGCACUAUACCUGAAAAAUGGCUCUCUAUGAUAUCUUCUCAACUCACCCACUUGGAUCUAUCCAACAACCAGAUAAAAGGGAACUUGCCGCACCAAUUCGUAUUUCCAAAUGUGACUAAGCUAUUUCUACAAAGCAAUUUGUUUUCAGGUCCUAUCCCAUCAAAUAUUAGUGAUCUAAUGCCAAGCUUGCAAUAUUUAGAUCUUUCAGGGAACCUCCUCUAUGGUAAAAUUCCUCUGUCCAUAUCAAAAAUAAAACAUCUUAAUAUUCUUGUCCUCAGGAGAAAUAAUCUUUCAGGGGAGCUUCCUUAUCAUUGGAAUGAGUCACAAAUGGGCUUGCGCGUUGUGGAUAUUUCAUACAACAACAUAUGUGGAAAAAUUCCGAGCUCAAUGGGUUUCUUAGGAAACCUUUCUAUAUUAGUGUUGAGCAACAACAAUCUUAGUGGAGAAAUUCCUUCUUCCUUGCAAAAUUGUUCAAUUGUGAGCAUGGAUUUUGGGGGGAAUCGUCUCUCGGGGAAUCUUCCGUCAUGGAUAGAAUCAGACAUCUUCAUGCUACGCCUACGAUCAAAUCUAUUCAGUGGAAUCAUCUCUCGAAAAUGGUGCAAUCUUAAUAAACUUCACAUCCUAGAUCUUGCACAAAAUAAUCUCUUUGGGGGCAUUCCAGAUUGUUUCAACAAUUUUACUGCUAUGGUUGAUCACAACACCUUUGGGUUCAAGCCUAUUGAGAACUAUACAGAGAAAGCAUACAUAGUGACAAAAGGAAGGGAGUAUGAAUAUGAAAGCACUCUCCAAUUUGUUACAUGCAUUGAUCUUUCAGGGAAUAGUUUGACAGGAAGAAUUCCUAUUCAAAUAACAAGCCUCACUAGAUUGGGUACGCUAAACUUGUCAGCGAAUCAUCUAAUUGGAAGCAUUCCCAAGAAUAUAGGAAACAUGCGGUGGCUGGAAACACUUGAUCUCUCAAACAAUAGUCUUUUUGGUCCUAUUCCUGGAAGCAUGUCUUCUUUGACUUCCUUAGUACACUUGAACCUAUCUUUUAACAACUUGACAGGAAGAAUUCCAUCUGGUAAUCAGCUCCAAACACUAAAUGAUGCAACCAUAUACAAGGGAAACCCUUUGUUGUGUGGGUCUCCUCUUCUGACCAAGUGCCCAAGAGAUGAAACAUCUGAUGGCCUAACUAUUACCGAUACUGAUGACAAACAAGAUGGAGAUGAUUAUGAAAGGAUAUGGUUCUAUGUUAGCAUUGGACUCGGGUUUGCUGUAGGAUUUUGGAGUGUUUGUGGCACCAUACUAUUGAAGAAGUCAUGGAGGCACUGCUAUUUUCGUUUCUGUGAUCACAUCAAAGAUAGGAUAGUACUUCUAAUUGCAUUGCACAACAACAUUGCAAGGCUCAAUCCAAGAGAUUGCUAUUAUUGGUUGUGUGGGAAAUGUGCUUUUAGACACUCUAGUAUUAGCGAAGGGUGGGACGUUUUCGCUAAGCAUUUCUCUUUUGUGGUGGGGGAUGGUUCCCGCAUUCUUUUUUGGCAUGAUAAGUGGACUGGGGAUGUUCCUCUUAAAAUUAUUUAUUCUCAGUUAUUUUUGUGCUCAGCUAAUAAGGAGGCUUGUAUUUCUGAGGUAUUAAGCCCUCCAGUGGGGGAUAAUGACAGAGUGUGGAGCUUAAGAUUUCAUAGGGAAUUCAAUGAUUGGGAGUUGGCGGCUUCCCUUUCCCGUCUUCAUUUCAUCCAAACCCGUAUUCCUAGGGGUGGAGGGUGUGACAGGCUUUGUUGGGAUCUUAAUAGUAGUGGGAAGUUUGAUACUCGGUCUUUUUAUCAUAAGAUUAGAAAUGCAGCUCAUUCCACCUUCCCUUGGAAAGGAAUUUGGAAAGUUAAGGUUCCUAAAAGGGUGGCUUUUUUCAUGUGGACAGCAGCCCAUGGUCAGAUUCUUACUUUGGAUAAUCAUAUGCUUCGCGGUCGCCCUUUGGUGAAUCGUUGUUGCUUGUGUUGUUGCAAUGCAGAAUCUGUGGAUCACCUAUUGCUUUUUUGCCCGAUAACUCAUUCUUUGUGGAUGUAUAUGCUUCGGUUGUUCGGGAUUGAUUGGGUCAUGCCAGGUUCAGUUGUGGACUUUUUAUUUAGUUGGUAUCAUUGGCUUCCAAAGCAUAGCUCUGAUAUUUGGGAUUUGGUUCCAGGCUGUUUAAUGUGGACUAUUUGGACUGAACGGAAUCGGUGGUCUUUUGAGGAUGAGGAGAAAACUGUGGUUUAG